This is a messenger RNA of Brettanomyces nanus, 2502 nucleotides long. RefSeq lists its product as uncharacterized. Gene Ontology annotation, molecular function: calcium-activated cation channel activity. The transcript has a single exon. Lineage: Eukaryota; Fungi; Ascomycota; Pichiomycetes; Pichiales; Pichiaceae. The record is from RefSeq and is a predicted model, not a curated record. Bases 1 to 2502 code for a protein of 833 amino acids. Gene Ontology annotation, cellular component: plasma membrane.
AUGUCCUCUAAUUCUAUUCUCAAAAAAAAUUUAACGUUCUUGGACUUUCUUAAUACCACCCAGUCCGGAACUGCACAUAGUUCGGUUGGGCUUUCCCUAGAAUCGUUUCUAUCUUCUUUAGUUUUCUCCAUCAUCUACUGUCUUCUUCAAAUCCUAGUAUUUACCUACCUAAGAAAGAAAUACAAAGAUUUCUACGAUCCUUUUCACAAGAUCUCUUCGGGUAUGUUCACUAGCAAUUUCGAAUGGUUGAAGUUGUUGGGCUCUCUAGAUAUAGAGUCCUUUCGUUUGUAUGGUUUGGAAGCAUACUUCUUUCUAAGAUUUUUAUAUGUUUUACUUUUCUUAUUUUUAACCAUUACUUGUGUUACAAUUCCCAUUUUAGUUCCUAUAAAUUUCCUUUGCGGUGCAAACGAGCAUGAAAGAACAUUCAUUUCAGAACCUGAUGACCCAUCUGCUACAACCAAUGAGGAUGUCAUGCAGGGAGCUUCAAAGGGAUUGGAUCUAAUUUCCACCUCCAACAUUUCUCCAAGGCAUACUGACAAAUAUAUUUUCCAGUUUCUUCUUACAAUUCUUAUAGUGACUUGGUUUCAUAUCAUUUUGAACAGUGAAAUCGAGAAAUGUAUUGGGGAGAAAAAUUUAGAGUUGGUUAAGACCGCCAGAGAUCCUCGACAGAAGCAUAAACUUACCGUCAUUCAUGUAGACAACAUUCCAUCAAGACAAUUUAAAACAAUUGGUGACUUGAGACAUUUUCUUGGUAAAGUACCUGGAGGAACAGUCACAAAUAUAUGGAACAUUUAUGAUUACAGGCAUCUCGACUCGUUGGUUAAUAAAUUCAAGAGACAGAGAACUCAAUUGGAGGAGUUUGAACUUGAAGUUAUUAAAAGGGCUAAUAACGCUGCUACUGGCUCUAAACAUGCUCUCCUGGAUAAGCCGAUAAUCCUUAGUAAAGAUCCGGAAUGGUCGAUUUCCAUUCCAGGAUUAUGCGAUAGGGUGGAUACAUUUGAGUAUCUUACAGAUAGUUUAAACAGGACCAGGAAGAUGAUACAGGAAAUACAAAGGAGUAUCUUCUCCUUGGAAAAGGAUAAAGGUGAGCAGUUACCUUGUGGUUGUAAGGUUUUUGUUAGAUUUUCAAAUGCUCAUACUGCAUCUAUCAUGCACCAAAUGCUUUUGAGUGAAGAGAUGGAAGUGAUGAACUGCAUAUUGUUUUUGACAGACCCCCAUGAUAUAAUCUGGGACAACCUAAUGAACAAGAACCAAACAAAAGUAGCUUUAAAAAUCAAGGAAGCCCUCAUUUUCAUGAUCUAUAUCUUGUUAAUUUUGUGCUGGGUGGUUCCAGUGGCUAUGGUAGGAUCUAUUUCUCAGCUUCCUUACUUAACAGCGUUAAUACCAACCAUUAGCUGGCUCAACAAACUUCCAAACUUCAUCAAGGGUUUCAUUGCAGGUAUCUUGCCCACCGUGAUCCUUACGUUUCUAACCGGAUUCGCCAUGCAAGCUUUUCAGUUCUUGAGUUACAGAAUCAACCAGUUAACUGGCGCAAAUAACGAGAUCCACCUUCAGCAGUGGAUUUUCAUCUUUCUCUACUUCCAUCUUUUCAUUGUCAUUACCAUUUCUUCUGGUUUUAUAGUGGUUUUAGAGAACAUUAUCUAUAAUCCUACCUCUGUUCCUUCCCUGAUUGCCAAGGAUCUUCCCAAAGCCUCCAAUUUCUUCUUCUCGUUCUUCAUUUACAAAGGGUUGAAUCUUUUCGGUAAUACGCUGUUACAGUUCUAUCGCUUCACCACCGAGGUUCUCGUUUAUCCCCGAAUAUAUGACAAAACCCCUCGGCAAUUGCGACAAAGAAAACAAAAGUGUCAGACUUUCAAACCUUGCUGGGGUCUGAUGUAUCCUACUUUUUCCGUUUAUGGAAGUAUAGGACUAGUGUAUUCUGUGAUCUCGCCAUUGGUUCUUCUCUUCUGUUGCAUCAACUUCCUUAUGGAUCUUUUCACCUACAAGUAUCUGCUGGUCUACGUGUUCGAUAAAGAAAACCAUUCAGAAACGUACGGAAAGCUCUAUCCAAUGGCAUGGAGACAGCUUUACGCCGGAAUAUAUAGCUUGGAGAUUUUUGUAAUGGGACUUCUCUUCGUUGUCACGGACGAAAAUGGGAACAACACUUGCCUGGUGCUAGGAGCACUUCUGAUAGUGAUUAUAUGUUUAACCAUCUGGGCACACAUGUCUGUCAACAACAAAUACAACAGAGGCAUCAAUAGCAUUCCCUACAAUAUUCUAAAGGAAAUGGGAAGAAUUGAUGGACGACCAACAUCUUCCUUAGCGUCACCGACAGGAAUGGCUGUUCGUAAGCAAUUCCUCCAUCCAUGCUUCAGCUUUGAUCCAAGCCAGGAAAGUAUCUGGUUACCCAAUGAUCCAAUGAAGGUAUGCGAAAGUGAACGUACUCACUUGGAGGCGUGCGGGUUCAAAGUGUUGUUAAGAGGCUGCACCCUGGAUACCAAAGGGCUGCUAAAUUUAGACUGA